Mollisia scopiformis is the source of this 496-nucleotide messenger RNA. RefSeq lists its product as uncharacterized. The record is from RefSeq and is a predicted model, not a curated record. Lineage: Eukaryota; Fungi; Ascomycota; Leotiomycetes; Helotiales; Mollisiaceae. The coding region runs from base 50 to 496 and encodes 148 amino acids. The transcript is spliced from 2 exons.
AAUAAAUCACAACGCAAAAGAUACAACGACACAACAACAACCAACUAUCAUGAUGUCGUCGUCGCAAGAGAAGCAAACGGAGCCUCCACGUGCUAGAGCCGAAGCGGGAGCGGAAGCCGAUGAUUUAAGCUUUGGUUCCGAGCCAGAAUUUCUUGAAAAAAACAACGAAUUCGAGCACCUUGAAAACCGCAACAACCAAUUCGAGCAUCACACAGUCUUAGCUCGUCCUCCAAACAAUCCAUCUACCGACUUCAUUUUCGAUACUACUACCAACGACGAAAUGAACGCAAGACACGUGAUGGACGUCUUCAUGGAAGUUCAACGCGAAGAGCGAGAGCGAGAAGAGCGAAGCCGAGAGCGAAACCAAGAACACGUACAACGAAACCAAGAACACGUACAACGAAUCUUCUUGCUGUUCAUCUCUUUAUUGUUCUUCGUCAUCUUCUUGCAUUUACUCAUCCUUUGGCGCUGGGGAAAUGCUAGAUAUUACUAUUAA